CCUCACUGUGGCGCACUGACUCUCUCCGGCUGUUUACACAGCUGAAAGUCCCGUUAUGUUUGAAGCUAUAGAGGACCAGCCACAUACUCACAAUCGGUUACAACAGAUUGUUUCUGAACGUUGGGAGCAGCUCCGCCCUUCAAGCACCCGGGCCUUCCCCCAAGCUUGGUUCCGUAAUUGCAUCAGGCUGUGAGAUGGCUGAGGUGCACAGACAGUGUAUAGGUAAUGAUCAAGAUGGAACAUUUGUGAUAUCUGAAUGAGGAUCUAUUGCUGAUCACAGAAAAAAAGUUUUACAGCAGCACUUCACUCUCUUGGCUCAGCAGAAGCAUUUGGCAACAUGCUCAGAAUUCAACCGGGAGAAGUGAAAUUACAACACUGGUUGACACUGUUGUCGGGGCUGGUGGAGAGUUUGUUCUUCACAGGGAUUGCCUAUGGCUGGGCUUCUCUUGUGUUUGUGCUGAAAGUUGAUGGAUACUUUGCUGCAUACUGCACCAAUGCCACCAGAGAUGAAGAUUAUGCUGUGUAUAAAGAUUGUAGUGGUCAGGACGAGCACUUCUCUCAGGUCAUGUCAGUCGCUUCUAUUGCCACCACAAUACUGCGCUUCCCCAUUGGAUAUGUUUUUGACCGCUGUGGAACCGCAGUUACAAGGAUAGUGGCAAUAUCAUUGUACACCGCUGGCACACUGCUUAUCACACUGUCAAAUGCAGAGACGUCUGUGUUGCUCUACCCAGCUUUGUCAAGUUUAAUAAUUGCUGGAACGAUGCUCUACAUCACCAAUGCUCAGGUGGGGAACCUGUUUCCUUCCUAUCGCUCCACUACCAUCACCAUAUACAAUGGAGCAUUUGAAUCCUCGGCUGCAGUUUGUCUCAUUAUAAAGUUGCUAUAUGAAAGAGGAGUUUCUCUGCACACAUCUUUUCUCUUCCUCACCUUGUGUAACAUUAUCCACUGCGUCCGCACCAUCUUCCUGAUGCCCAGACGACAUAUCCCCUACACGCUACCAGAGACAUACAAUUACGGGGUAAGCUGUACUGUACAAAAACGAAAAAGAAGACAGGAGGAGAACGACACAGUGCAAAAAUUUCAGGAAGGAGAUCUGGAGAAGACUGAAAAGGACGAGAAAGCCACUUUCAGGAGCUGUGUGUUUUCAUGGCUCUUCUUCUGUCACCUGGUGUGGGUGGUCACCAUCAUCCUCAGUCAGUUCAUCUUCUUAGCCAACGUCAACCCCAUGCUCACCCGGCUGGCUGAUGAUGACCAAACCGUUGUCAGUCACUACACCAAUGCAUUUGCCAUCACCCAGCUGUGCGGGGUGUUGUUUUCUCCCAUCAGCGGUCUCCUCAUGGACAGACACAAGCACAGACCUCUGGCUCCAGGAGAAUCAAGUCGAGAGGCAGAUCUGCGUUCUGCCCCUCUCGCCCUCUUCCUCUGCUUCCUGCUGUGUUUUUUCUUCUGUGUGUGUUUCACUUGUCCUGUCCUCCCUCUGCAGUAUGUCACCUUCAUCCUGCAGGUCACCAGCAGCUCCUUCUUCUACGGACUCCACCAAGCCUUCAUCAGCAUUGCCUUCCCUGCGUCUCACUUUGGGAAGAUGUCCGGAAUGGCAAUGUCUUUAUCAGCUCUGGUGCUGCUUCUCCAGUUUCCUUUGCUACACCUCAUCCAAAAUCAGCUGCAUGGUGACCCACUCUAUGUAAAUAUCGGCAUCACCGUGGUGUCCCUGCUCACCUUUAUUCACCCAGUGCAUGUUAGCCUCUACUGCAGAGAGCUGGCCAAACAGAGGAAGAAUUCACAACUUACUCGACAAUCUCUCAGAUCCUCCGACCAAGAGGCUGUCCCUUCGUCGAGUCUGAGGGGUAACGACGAAGCUGGAACAUCUAACCAUUUACAAUCAGGUGUUUGCCUAACAUAGAUAUAUUUAAGAGUAAACUGAAAACCAACAUGUUUUCUCAAGCCUUUGAGUCUCCUGAACUUUUCAGCCUUUUAUUGUAUGUUGUUUUACUCUUGUACAUCUUUUUACACAUCUCUUUUUUGUAAAAUACUCUUGUUAACUCAGUUUAUCAAAUGUGUUUUAUGAAUAAACAUGAAUUGACUUGA
Molecule: messenger RNA, 2085 nt
Organism: Limanda limanda (common dab)
Lineage: Eukaryota; Metazoa; Chordata; Actinopteri; Pleuronectiformes; Pleuronectidae
Product: equilibrative nucleobase transporter 1-like
Exons: 15
Coding region: 338-1900 (520 amino acids)
Biological process (GO): transmembrane transport
Molecular function (GO): transmembrane transporter activity
Source: RefSeq, a predicted model, not a curated record